Molecule: messenger RNA, 1316 nt
Organism: Populus trichocarpa (black cottonwood)
Lineage: Eukaryota; Viridiplantae; Streptophyta; Magnoliopsida; Malpighiales; Salicaceae
Product: gibberellin 3-beta-dioxygenase 1
Exons: 2
Coding region: 117-1145 (342 amino acids)
Biological process (GO): response to light stimulus; gibberellin biosynthetic process
Molecular function (GO): gibberellin 3-beta-dioxygenase activity
Source: RefSeq, a predicted model, not a curated record
CCUUGUAUUGAUCCAUUAAUAUAUCUAAUUUACUUAUGUUCCAAUUCAACUGAGAAACUCUCUCGAGCUUACUUUGUUUCCUCCCCAUUAAUAUUAAUCAAGCAUAGCUACCUACCAUGAGCACUCUUUCUGAAGCCUAUCGAGACCUUCCUCACCAUCCCCACCAUAUUAUCCCACUAGACUUUGAUUCGGUCCGAACCUUGCCCGACUCACAUGUAUGGCAGCCUACUUCCCAUGCCUCUGAGUCCGAAGACCGAUUAUCGAUUCCCACUGUCGACCUCAAGGAUCCUGAUGCAGGGAAACUGAUAGGGCAUGCUUGUGAGGCAUGGGGCGCGUUCCAAGUCACAAACCAUGACAUUCCAUUGGACCUAUUCCAUGAAGUUGAGUCCGAGGCUAGAAGACUCUUCUCUCUCCCGACAGGACAGAAAUUGAAGGCCUUAAGGUCUCCUGGUGGAGCCACCGGCUAUGGCUUAGCUCGGAUUUCGCCAUUCUUCAACAAGUAUAUGUGGCAUGAAGGGUUUACAAUCAUGGGUUCUUCUAUUGAUCACGCUAGGGAUCUCUGGCCCAAUGACUACCGAAGGUUUUGCGAUGUAAUGGAAGAUUAUCAGAAGAAAAUGAAGGAGCUAGCCGUAACCCUAAUGCAUCUAGUUCUCAAGUCCUUGGACAUAUCUGAAGAAGAAAUAAGUAGAGUCGUUUCAGCUGGAGGUGACAGCACUGCUUUACAGCUGAACUCUUAUCCAUUAUGUCCUGACCCAAAUCGAGCCAUGGGUCUAGCUCCCCACACAGACACUUCCCUCUUGACAAUACUACACCAAAGUACAGUAAAUGGCUUGCAAAUCUUCAAAGAAGGAGUUGGUUGGGUUCUAGUAUCUCCCACAAACGGAUCUCUUGUAGUAAAUGUGGGUGAUCUCCUGCAUAUUCUCUCAAAUGCUCAGUUUCGUAGUGUUCUUCAUCGUGUGGUUAUGAAAGAGAACCAACAAAGGCUGUCCUUGGCUUAUUUUUACUGCCUUCCUUCUGAUUUCCAUAUCUCUCCUCUGGCUUUGAAUUCUACCCAAAUGCCUCUAUAUCGUUCUGUAUCGGUCAGAGAUUAUAUUGGCAUCAAGGCUAAGAAUCUUGAGAAAGCACUAUCUUUGAUCAGAAUUUAGGGGAAAGGUAUUAGUUGUGAUAUAUGUGUGCAUCUAUCUACAUAAAAGUUAAGGAUAGAAUCCGGAGCAAAGACACGAGGGUGAGUUCUCGAUCGUAUUGCCUAAAAUUAAUGAAAGCUCUCUCUAUUCCAUACAUCGUGUAAUAUUACAGUACUUGUUUUGGCUUGUUCA